This is a messenger RNA of Schistocerca cancellata (South American locust), 1410 nucleotides long. RefSeq names its product visual system homeobox 2-like. The coding region runs from base 1 to 1410 and encodes 469 amino acids. The record is from RefSeq and is a predicted model, not a curated record. Lineage: Eukaryota; Metazoa; Arthropoda; Insecta; Orthoptera; Acrididae. Gene Ontology annotation, biological process: regulation of transcription by RNA polymerase II. The transcript is spliced from 7 exons. Gene Ontology annotation, cellular component: nucleus. Gene Ontology annotation, molecular function: DNA-binding transcription factor activity, RNA polymerase II-specific; sequence-specific double-stranded DNA binding.
AUGAACGGCGUCGCGCCCGCCGGCGCCGGGGGCGGCCGCGCGGCCUCCUCCUCCUCGGGGGCGGCGUCCUCGUCGGGGGCGGCGUCCUCCGCCUCCAACAUGCCGCCGCAGCGGUCGCCGUUCGCCAUCCAGGAGCUGCUGGGACUCAGCGACGACUCUGCGGCCCCCGCGAGCGCCCCGCGGUACGGGGGCGGCCCGCCGCCCGGCCCUCUGCCGCCCCCGGGCCAGCUACCGCCCCCGGGGGCGGCGUCCGCCUCCGCCACCGGGCCGUACCAGUACGCGGGCCACGCUCACCACCUGGCGUCGCGCAUGGCGUACUUCAACGUGGCGGCGGCCGCCUUCCUGCCGCACAACGUGGCCGCCGCCGCCGCCAUGUCGGUGCACCACCACCAGCACCACCAGCAGCACCACCAGCACCAGCAGCACCACCAGCAGCUGGCGCAGCACCAGCACCCGCAGCACCAGCCGCCCGCCCACGCAGGGCCCGCCGCCUCCACCCCCGUCUCCGCCUCCGGGCUUGCUGCCGCAUCAGGGUUCCCGCAGCUCAAGAACUGCUUCACCUCCAGUGGUGGCUGUAUGACAGGACUCGGCCUCCCGGAGAACGCGGGGAAGGACUUCUCUGCGGACGGCCUGGGCUUCAACAAGAAGAAGAAGAAGAAGAGGCGGCACAGGACCAUCUUCACGAGCUACCAGCUGGAGGAACUGGAGAAGGCGUUCAAGGAGGCGCACUAUCCGGACGUGUACGCCCGCGAGAUGCUGUCGCUCAAGACGGACCUGCCCGAGGACAGGAUACAGGUGUGGUUCCAGAACCGGCGCGCCAAGUGGCGCAAGACGGAGAAGUGCUGGGGCCGCAGCACCAUCAUGGCGGAGUACGGCCUGUACGGCGCCAUGGUGCGCCACUCGCUGCCGCUGCCGGAGACCAUCCUGAAGAGCGCCAAGGAGAGCAACGAGUGCGUCGCGCCCUGGCUGCUAGGGAUGCAUCGCAAGUCGCUGGAGGCGGCCGAGCAGCUCAAGGACAGCCCGGCGGCGGGCAGUGACCGAGAGGACUCCAGCUCGGCCCCCGGCGGCGGCUCCGACACGGCGCGCGGCGACAGCGACAACAGCUCGCACAGCUCGCCCGGGGGCAGCAGCCAGGCGUCGUCGUCGGCGGCCGCCAGUCCCAGGCCCCACCACAUGUCGGCGCCGCCGGGCCCCGGCGCCGGAGGCGGCAGCGGGGGCGUAGGCGUCGUGUCGACGCCGCCGCAGGCCUCCGCCCCUGACCCCGAGCAGCUGCGCAACGACAGCAUAGCGUGCCUGCGCGCCAAGGCGCAGGAGCACCUGCUGAGCCUGGGGGCGGCAGGGGCGGCAGCGGCGGCCGGCCUGCUGCAGCAGCAGCACCACCCCCACCAGCACCCGCCCCCGGUCUUCUGA